Molecule: messenger RNA, 1644 nt
Organism: Rhagoletis zephyria (snowberry fruit fly)
Lineage: Eukaryota; Metazoa; Arthropoda; Insecta; Diptera; Tephritidae
Product: zinc finger protein 583
Biological process (GO): regulation of transcription by RNA polymerase II
Cellular component (GO): nucleus
Molecular function (GO): RNA polymerase II transcription regulatory region sequence-specific DNA binding; DNA-binding transcription factor activity, RNA polymerase II-specific
Source: RefSeq, a predicted model, not a curated record
UUUCGGCAUCCCUACGGCAGUGACGCAUUAAAAGUGAAAAGCCAGGAAUCUACUCAUCACGGUCGCGAUUGCAAAGUACUUUUUUAUACAGCAAGCCCUAUCGAAAGUUAUUUGUGUUGUGUCUCGAAUACUCGCAAAGCGCAAGUAACCGGAUGACACUAAUAUCAUUAAGGCUUUUCAUUGCAUCACUUUCACACGAUUUUGCUUACGCUGUUGAAGAAUUUACGAAAUAUUUAGUAAUAUAAAGCAAAUAAUUAACGAAAACUCCCUCGCAAAGAAGUUGUUAACAAAAUGUGCGACGGUGUUGUGGAAAUUGACGGGUUCAUCGAGUAUGAGCUGACUAAGGAUUGCGACUCUGUGGAGGAAGAGACCUUUAUAUACGAAGAUGAAGACGGGGUGGAGGUGGAACAGCUGGAAGACAUUAUAAUAAAGCCAGAAUCGAUUAUAAUGGAGGUAAUCGAGGAAGAUGACACUGAACAGGGUUAUGAAGUGGCCGAGAGCCUUGUGGAAAUAGAGGAUGAGCCACUACCGGCCAAUGUAGAGCUGAUUAAAGAGGAAGACAUUGAAGAGAAGCCAGAGGUGGCACAUUCUCCUCCUAAUGAAGCACCUAAAGGCCCUAAACGUUACCUCCUCUUUGACGAACUUGUAGCCAACAUAGUCGACUAUGAUGUUGACGAGACUCCCAUUGUUGAAUUUUCCUUAUCGAACACUGAUACGGACGAAAAACUACCUGUCGAAUGUGGCAUUUGCCCCGAUGUGAUGCACAAAUCGAAACUCUCUGCCCAUUUAAAAACACAUCUUGUGCCCGGCACUAACCGCUAUGCCUGCAUCUAUUGUGACAAAUCAUACAAAGAUCACAGUUACUUGGCUGGUCAUUCUCGGCGUCACAUGGGCAUUCGGCCGUAUGUGUGCGAACCAUGCAAGCUAUACUUUUCAACCAAACAAGACUUACGUGUGCACAAUCAGCGGCGGCAUCAGGAAAAAGAACACAUUUGUGAGAUUUGCGGUAAAACUUUUUCACAAAACACGAUGUUGAAGCGGCAUCGCGAGUCUACGCACGAAAAGAUGAGACGCUUCCAAUGCGAACACUGUCCCAAAGCGUACUACAAGAAUUUCUCGCUUCAGGAGCACGUACGCAACGUGCAUAUGGGUAAUCGCCGAAUGUUGGUAUGCCCGUUUUGUGGCAUGCAAUGCCGUGAUGCACACAAGAUGGCGCGGCAUCGUAAGCUACUGCAUCUUAACCAAAAAUACUUUCAAUGCGAAAUUUGCCAAGAAGAGUUUACAGAUAUCAGCUACUUUGAUGCACAUAAACGUUCCAUACAGUGUCGAAAUAACACACAAAGAAAAUUGGAAGAAGAGCAAUUGUUACAGCAGCAUGCAGAGGAGGAGCAAUUGCUGUUAGAGCAACAGGAAGAGGACGAUCAACUUGAUGAAGAAAUAGAACAAAAGCAAAUACAUUUCGGAACACAUUCACAGGAUCAAUUGGAGUUGCAAACACAAGCAGAUGAUCUUUGUUAUGAAAUUACAGUAGUCAAUAGCGAUAAUUAAGUAUAGAAAAGCUGACACUCGGUAAAAAUUUUCAAUAAUUUCCAAAACUUAAUUACGCUAUUAAAAAUUGAUACGAAAGUAAUAUACUAUAUAUAU